Messenger RNA from Engraulis encrasicolus (European anchovy), 704 nucleotides. It is a transcript of the gene mrpl14, whose product is annotated as mitochondrial ribosomal protein L14. Gene Ontology annotation, cellular component: ribosome; mitochondrion. The transcript has 3 exons. The coding region runs from base 116 to 550 and encodes 144 amino acids. Gene Ontology annotation, molecular function: structural constituent of ribosome. NCBI's taxonomy places the organism in Eukaryota, Metazoa, Chordata, Actinopteri, Clupeiformes, Engraulidae. The record is from RefSeq and is a predicted model, not a curated record. Gene Ontology annotation, biological process: translation.
CAGGUAGUGGUAGAGCUCUACAUGGAGCAGGAGCGCAAUUUCUAGCUGCUGCGCUGUCGCUGAAAUAUUACGUCAUCUGACAUUGGCAAGGCAUGAAGCUUUGAAGUGAGGUACCAUGGCAUUAAAAUGUAUUGGAACGGUGCUUUGUGAACUUGCAACAGGGGCUCAACACAGAGCUUUUAGCUUGUCAGCUGCCGCUGCAGCUAUUCAGAAGAUGACCCGGGUAAGAGUUGUGGACAACAGUGCUCUCGGGAAUACGCCAUACCAUCGUGCACCUCGAGUCAUCCAUGUGUACAACAAGAACGGGGUAGGCAAGGUUGGUGACCGAGUCCUGUUGGCGAUCAAAGGACAGAAGAAGAAGGCCCUCAUUGUGGGACACAAGAUGCCUGGUGCAAGAAUGACUCCUCGAUUUGAUUCCAACAAUGUUGUUUUGAUUGAGGACAAUGGGAAUCCUACAGGAACAAGAAUCAAAGUGCCCAUCCCCACACAUUUACGCAAAAUGGAAGGAGACUAUUCAAAGUUAUUAGCUAUAGCACAGAAGUUUGUGUAGCAAGAUGGACUGUGUGUUGAGCGGAUGCUGACUUAUUUGGGUAUAGAUUGAAGCCCACCAGCUGGGAUGACAAAUCUGUGUGAUGAGGUCCUUUAAUAAUUUAUGUGAAAUUUGCCAUUUUUACUGUAACAAGAAAUAAAUACACAUGAUGACA